GCGGCCUCAGAGACCGACCGGCAUUAUGCCGGCUUACCCUACCUUCAUGAAGUUAUGUGAAACAAGGAUAUCUUGUCCUUUGGCCUCUCGAGUAGAUCAGUUCUAUCCCAGUGACAACCUGAACAGCCAGCCAUCAAUCAUCGGCGCGUGGCGCUUCAUCAAUUUCCGGCUAUGGCUGUUUUGCCCACGAUACAUAUAUACUCGACAUGUGCAGAUUCUGUGGAAUAGGAACGGCAUGUCUUCUUGCGCCAUCGAGUAAGGCUGGAAGUUUUCAUUGCCCUUGGUUGAAGGUAAGAAAGAAACGGCCUAACGGCUGGCUUUACAUAAUGGUUUAUCAACCGUCGCUGGCUGUCAUUGCUCAAAGAACGAAGCAGAUGAGCUAUCUAAGCACCAAGGGCUGCACGAUCAUUGCCAUUGGGAUGGAGCAUGUACGGAUACUACAUCAUUGUUGCAACCGCCUGGCAUUUGUGAUGUUGCUCCGGCCGUGGGGGAGUCUUGUGGACGAUACUGCCAGUGAUGGAGGUUGUUUGCAAGACUAUCUUCGUAUGGUUACUACAUCAUCAAGCACAGCUGCUGCGUGAUGCUACUAGGUAUAGGGGCAUGUUUUCUUGCUUGAUAAAACUCCGGAGCACGUUGGAAUCUCUCCUCGAGGUCAAGUAACAGAGGGUACCUGAUACGAACCACGUAAAGUGGCA
Neurospora hispaniola is the source of this 695-nucleotide messenger RNA. RefSeq lists its product as uncharacterized. The record is from RefSeq and is a predicted model, not a curated record. The transcript has a single exon. The coding region runs from base 207 to 581 and encodes 124 amino acids. Lineage: Eukaryota; Fungi; Ascomycota; Sordariomycetes; Sordariales; Sordariaceae.